Molecule: messenger RNA, 757 nt
Organism: Coturnix japonica (Japanese quail)
Lineage: Eukaryota; Metazoa; Chordata; Aves; Galliformes; Phasianidae
Product: dispanin subfamily A member 2b-like
Cellular component (GO): plasma membrane
Source: RefSeq, a predicted model, not a curated record
CGGGCUGCGAGGAAACGAAACUAACUUCCUUCGUUCUCCCCUCCCAGCACCGCCCCCGAGCUUCAUAGCCCCCAAGCCUCAUAGACCCCGAACCCUGGGAUGGAGCGGGUCCGCAAUCCAGGUCCUGCGCUUCCACCGUACGAACCCCUGAUGGACGGGCUGGACGUAGAGGGAAAGACCCGCAGCACGGUGGUGACGAUGGAGACCCCCGUGGUGCCUCCUCCCCGAGACCACCUGGCCUGGUCGCUGUGCACCACGCUGUACGCCAACGUCUGCUGCCUCGGCUUCCUGGCGCUCGUCUUCUCCGUGAAGUCCAGGGAUCGCAAAGUGCUGGGUGACUACAGCGGGGCGCUCAGCUAUGGCUCCACUGCCAAGUACCUGAACAUCACGGCCCAUCUGAUCAACAUCUUCCUUAUCAUUCUUGUCAUCGCCCUGGUUGCCAGCGGCACCAUCGUGCUGGCCAACAUCUUCAACCACCAGCAGCAACACCCUGAUUUCAUUGGACCCGUUUAACCCCGUUCCAUGGGCAGAGCUUUGCUUGGGGCCAUGCUUUCCUUGCUUCUUCCAAUCCCCUCUGCAGUCACCAUGUGGAAAAGCACCUUGAGACACCCCUUGCAGCCUGCAAAUACUGGCUGUAGUGCAGACAUUGCAGCUUGCCACCUCACUGCCUUUUUGUUAUUGCUCCAAGUGCCUGUAAAAGCCCUAAGGGAAGCACCUCGUGUGUUAACAAACACAAUAAAGGUGUCUUUCAGUUUUG